Molecule: messenger RNA, 603 nt
Organism: Rhizopus microsporus ATCC 52813
Lineage: Eukaryota; Fungi; Mucoromycota; Mucoromycetes; Mucorales; Rhizopodaceae
Product: PSP1-domain-containing protein
Exons: 1
Coding region: 1-603 (200 amino acids)
Cellular component (GO): cytoplasm
Source: RefSeq, a predicted model, not a curated record
AUGGCCGUCCCUCCCCCAUCCGUACCUCAUAUCAUAGAAGAUUUAGAUUCAAAGAGCUUAAAUGAGCUUGGUAAAGGUGUUCCCAUCAGUCGUCUGGACACACCUUUGUUCAUGGUCGAAUUCAAGGCUUCCAGAACCGACUUUUUCUAUUCACCUCACUUUUAUCCACGUAUAGGCGAUCUUGUUGUUGUCGAAGGUGACCGUGGAAAAGAUUUGGGCAAGGUCGUGGCCAACACGUUGACUGUGGAUCAAGUGACCGAAUUGGAACAAAAAAAGCAAGCAAGGCUAGAAUCGGCUAAUGCGCAUGAAGACCAACAGCAACAACAGCAGCCUAAAAAGGAAAUUCAUAUCAAACGCAUCUUUAGACUAGCAGCACCUGAUGAAAUUCAAAUGUUCAUCAUAAAGGCGCAGGAUGAACAAAAGGCACUUGAGAUAUGUCAACAGAGAAUUAAGCAACGUAAAUUGCCGAUGAAGGUGGUCGAUGCAGAGUAUCAAUGGGAUCGACGCAAGUUGACAUUCUAUUUUGAAGCAGAACAUCGUAUUGACUUUAGAGAACUUGUACGUGAAUUAUUCAAAAUUUAUAAGACGCGUAUUUGGAUGUAA